This is a messenger RNA of Linum tenue, 2555 nucleotides long. NCBI's taxonomy places the organism in Eukaryota, Viridiplantae, Streptophyta, Magnoliopsida, Malpighiales, Linaceae. The record is from the annotation of a GenBank genome assembly.
UAAAGUGGGAAUUCCAGCUCGGUAUUGCCGGAGAAGAGGAAGAAAAAGAACGACGCGGUGGAGAUGACGACGGCGAUGGUGGAGAAAUACAAAGCAUUCUAUCGCUUGCUCAAUAAAACUUCGAGAACACUUGUUGAUCGCCGAUUCAGACAGCAGGGGCAGUGCGCUCGCGGCGGCUCUGCUGCUUCAGGUCUUGACCAUCGCCCAGACGCAGUUGUAGAGCAACGCGUCUCUUAUCUCGGAUGUCCAAAGCGAGGUUUAUGGACUUCUGCGCGAGCUUCUCUUCCGAGUUUUGUUGACGGAGGCUUCGCGAGGGAUUACCCGAUGAAUCGGUGUAGAAGCUUUGGUUCAGUUGCUGGUGAAAUUCAGAGAAGCUCCAAGUUUGCGACGUUGAACUCUGAUGACGUGGCGCACUUCAAAGAGAUACUAGGUGAGAGAAAUGUGGUUCAGGAUGAGAGGCUGGAAGCUGCAAAUAGUGAUUGGAUGCACAAAUACGUAGGGUCGAGUAGGCUUCUUCUGCUUCCAAAGUCCACAGAUGAGGUUUCAAGAAUUCUGAAAUAUUGUAAUUCCAGAUGCUUGGCUGUUGUUCCACAAGGUGGAAAUACUGGACUUGUAGGUGGAAGUGUGCCAGUUUUUGAUGAGGUUAUCAUCAAUAUGGCUUUAAUGAAGCAAGUGAUAUCUUUUGACAAGAUCAGUGGUAUUUUAGUUUGUGAAGCUGGAUGCAUACUGGAGGAUCUAAUCUCCUUUUUGGAUAACCAGGGGUUAGUGGCUUCUGAACUAUGAUCCUCUGUGGAAGGUUAAUGGAUGACCAUGGUUGCAGAGCCCAUAAAUUAUUGUAAACUCUGUUAGUUAUAUUGUUUAGAAAAUCUUGUAAGGAGAUGGUUCACUAAAUUUUUUUGACGAUGUUCACCAUGUUGUGUGCUCAUAAGUACAGUGCUAGUAAUAGUAUGUGUCUCUAUUCAUGUUGCAUUUAAGUGAGUGAUGCUUUCAUUCAGAUUUGUUAUGCCACUCGACUUAGGUGCAAAAGGAAGCUGUCAAAUUGGUGGAAAUGUUGCAACCAAUGCUGGGGGUUUGCGCCUUAUUCGUUAUGGUUCACUUCAUGGGAAUGUACUUGGCCUUGAGGUUGUACUGGCAAAUGGCGAUGUCCUGGAUAUGCUUGGCACAUUACGAAAAGAUAAUACUGGUUAUGACUUGAAACAUUUGUUUAUAGGAAGUGAAGGUUCCCUAGGAAUUAUUACGAAAGUUUCAAUACUAACGCCUCCAAAGUUGUCUUCAGUCAAUAUAGCUUUCCUUGCGUGUCAAGAUUAUCUGAGUUGUCAGAAACUUCUGCUGGAAGCAAAGAGGAGUCUUGGAGAGAUUCUAUCAGCCUUUGAAUUUAUGGACAGUGUCGCGAUGGAUGUGGUUUUAAACAAUCUAGAUGGUGUUCGGAACCCACUGGCUCCCACUGCGCACAACUUUUACGUUUUGAUUGAGACAACAGGCACCGAAGAGUCCUAUGACAAAGAGAAGCUUGAGAAGUUCCUAGUAGGAUCAAUGGAAUCUGGUUUAAUUUCCGAUGGCGUUCUUGCACAAGACAUCAACCAGGCUUCUGCAUUCUGGCGCUUGCGUGAGGGUGUACCUGAAUCAUUGCAGAGAGCAGGUGCUGUUUACAAAUAUGAUCUGUCCUUGCCUGUUGAAAAGAUGUAUGAUCUUGUUGUGGAAAUGAGAGCCAGACUAGGUGAGUCGGUCAAAGUUGUGGGAUAUGGUCAUCUUGGUGACGGAAAUUUGCAUCUCAACAUUUCGGCUCCAAAAUACGAUGAUGCAAUUUUAGCUCAAAUCGAACCUUUUGUCUAUGAGUGGACAUCGAAUCACCGCGGGAGCAUAAGCGCAGAGCAUGGCGUUGGACUGAUGAAGGCCAACAAAAUCUUCUACAGCAAAUCACCUGAAGCCGUGCGUUACACUGGAAAAAUAAUAAAUCCCUGCUAAUUUACUACAAUUUCACCACAGGUGAUAAUAUCAAGUGAUGUUAUAUAUGUUUGUAGGUUCAACUGAUGGCUUCCAUUAAGAAGUUGGUUGACCCCAAGACCAUACUCAACCCCUACAAAGUUCUUCCUCACUCCCUCAUGUCCUACAGCUGAAAGGGAUGUCAAGCCAUUAUUGGCAUCAAUUCGAUAGCCCAAAGGCCAAAACCCGAAGGGGAUUGAAGAUUUGGUGACUAAGGAUGUUCUUAGUCAAGUCCUUUUUAAUCCUUAGAUCAAGACAUGCUUGCUUGUGCUAGAAGGCAGCUUACUUCGUAGCAACUUCGAGCCUUUUGUUUGAAGCCUUCCAGAUAUCCAAUCUUUCAUCCAAUGCCUUGCCUUUGAAGAAAAACAUACAUAAUUUCAUGUGAUAGAGGCCUCUGGACUCAACCCUCAUCCAUGCUUCUCGAAUUGAGCUCCAAAGUAGGCUUCACAAACACGUUCCCAGACUUAUCCAUUUUCAGGCAGUUUCUCGGUUUUGGCAUAGCCUUUUUAUCAGGUAAAAAAAAUGAUAUUCUGGACUUCCUAUCGAGUUCCAAGCAUUUCAAUGUGUAGAGG